Messenger RNA from Effrenium voratum, 1285 nucleotides. The record is from the annotation of a GenBank genome assembly. NCBI's taxonomy places the organism in Eukaryota, Dinophyceae, Suessiales, Symbiodiniaceae.
AGGGCUUGCCGAUCAGAACCCUUCAGCCAUGCAGAAUGCUGCCGCUUCAGCCGCCCAGUCGCCCACAGCGGCCCAGUCCAGGCUGUUGAAAGGGCCCUCUUUCGCGGAUGUGGUCAUCCAGGAGGUGGCCCGCCUGGCGCGGGAGGUGCAGGCCAUCCAGCGAGACCGCGAGGCAUUGCAGCGCCAGAUGGAGGCACUCCGCACCGAAGUCCGGGAGAUGAAGCUGCAGCGGAGCGGGCCGCCGGUGCGCGUUGUUGGCCGCGACGGGGUGUCGCUGGAGCGUAUCAUCGAACAAGCGGUGCCCUACACCAUCGUGGAGAUUCCGGAGGGCGUUCACAGCUUCGAGCUCUUGGAGCUGAAGAAGCCGGUUCUCAUCCGGCGCAACAUGGCUUCUCGCAAGUCCGACACUGUGCUCAUGGGCAGCAUUGUGGUUGCCUCUCGCGGGGUCAAGUUCGAAUCGGUUUGCUUCCGCUGUGAUCCAGAAUGCCAAUACACGCAGAUGCUCACCAUCGGCACGUCGGACAGCUUUAUUGAUGCGACGGAGGCUGAGUUAGUCGACUGCGACACAAACAUGAGCGUGGUGGUCAAAAGUGGGGCGCCGGUGAUUCGCCACUGCAGCUUUCAUGUGCAGGGCGAGCUCAAUGAGCAAGGCCUCCGAUCCAGCCUCACAAGCUGCAUCUGGCUGGGCAGGGACUCCGCAGCGACCAUCGAUUCAUGCUACAUCGAUGGCCGAGCUCAGCGAGUCAACGCCUUCUCCAUCGACGACAAUGCAUGGGGUAGGCUGAGACGGAACGUGAUAUAUGGCUCCUUGGAAUACCCUGCCUUUCACAGGGGCUCCUUUGGCAACAUCGACCUAGACAACACCAACGAGAUCAAUUGUCCUGUAUACCACGGGGUGCGGAAGCUGCGUCACCUAGACGCGUCGCCCUCCCCGUCGCCCGCGUCGCCUCACGACCGGUCCUCUGCCUGGGGCUGGGCGGAUAGGCGUCCGCUGCGACCAGAUGAGUCGCCGAUGUCGCCGAUGUCUCCGAUGUCUGCAGCGUCACCCACGUCGCCGAACCCGAACCGGGAGGCAGGCCUUGCUUCACCCCCAGUGCCUCCUCCCAGGAGGCAAGUUCCGUGGCAGCUUCUGUAAGCAGGGUUGGGCGAUUCGACCCGUUGUUUGAGCACGUUUCGACCGUUUAAACAACCUCCGUGGAUCCCUUCAAAGGGGACCAGGGACUGGUUGCUGAAGAGUUUGCGCGUUACCUAGCCUUUGCGCUGGCAGCCUGGCAUCGCUUGACAG